AUGGCCCAUCGCGUAUUACUGCAGCCGCCAGAAAAGUUUUAUUUUGAGCACCGUCAGCUUGGGCAAGCCUGGAAAGCGUGGAAACAGAGGUUUCUGAUCUACAUUGAUGCGGCUGACUAUGACACAGCUUCCAACAAGAAGAAGAUAUCGUUGCUGUUACAUGCCAUAGGAUCCGAAGGUAUCGACCUAUAUAACACUUUCCAGUUUUUGGCGGCAGAUCGUGAAAACCCAGAUGAUGAUACCUCGACCCAGGUCACGUUUGCAAGCGUGCUGCAGAAAUUCACCGAUCAUUUUCUGCCCAGAGUCAAUGUCACGUUUGAACGACAUUUGUUUUUUGUUCGGGAUCAAGCGGAGGGCGAAUCAGCGGAUCGUUACGUGACGGCACUCCGCACCCUUGCCAGGACGUGUGAUUUCGGUACGUUGUGUGAUUCCUUGAUUAGAGAUCGUUUUGUGUGCGGGUUGCAGGAUGCAGUUCUUAUGGAGCGGCUUUUGCGUACUGCUGAUCUCACGUUGCAAAAAGUCAUUGAUUCAGCCCGCGCUUCCGAAGUGGCUCGCGCGCAACGGAAGAGGCAGUCUGUAGGACGUUGUGCUCGUUGUGGCUAUAAACAUGGCGCGAGACGUUGUCCAGCGUUGGGUAAGACAUGCUAUUCGUGUAAGGGAAUCGGGCGUUUUACAUCCAUGUGCCGCACAAAGAAGGGGGCGACGGUGCAAACCGUCUCACAAGACACAGAAGAGGGAGGAGAGGAUGUUGUCUAUACUGUGGGGCCCCAGUCCCCAUCAAAUGAGGAAGCAGCUAGAGAUGAUGCGCCACGGUUUGAGGUGGAUACCUUGGGUACCAAGGGCCCUACGUGGCAAUGUGAUCUGAUGACUGAUGGCCAAAGGGUUGACACUGGAGCGCAAGUGAAUCUCUUGCCACAUGAGGUGUAUCGAAAGUUAUCUCCCCGACCGCAGUUGCAUCCUACUCGUUCACGGCUGUUUGCUUAUGGUGCAGAUUCCCCUAUACCGAUAAAGGGCCAAUGUAUUUGCAGUGUGCGGUUGCCCCAGGGAGAAACAAGGAAAUUGCGAUUUCAUGCGCUGUCACAGGAAGUUGCAGCUGUGCCGCUGUUGGGCUUGCAAGCUUGUGAGCAACUGGGGCUGAUUAAGAGAGUCUUGGCAGCCACUCAUGACAUGACAACGGAAAAGGAGAGUGAUGACAGUUUGGAGGAGGUUCGAGGAGAUUCUGUGGCGUCGGAUUUUAUGGAUUUGUUUGCUGGAUUUGGUUUAAUGAAGGACUACACUUACCAAAUUGCUCUGAAGAAUGCAAAGCACCCCUACGUUUUGGCAACAGCACGUCGUGUCCCAUACCACCUAUAUGAGCAGGUGCAAAGGGAGUUGCAGCGAAUGUUGAGACUGGGCGUCAUCGAAGAAGUGAAUGAGCCAACAAGUUGGUGUAGUCCAAUGGUCGUAGUACCGAAGAAAGACCGUUCAGUUCGAAUAUGUGUUGAUUACACCCGCCUGAAUGAAGAUGUCCAACCUGAACGUUACCAGCUACCAUUAUCAGAAGAAAUAUUUUCGAAAUUAGCUGGUGCAAAAUAUUUUACCACACUGGAUGCCGCUGCUGGGUUCUGGCAGAUACCAUUGCACGCUUCAUCGUCGGAUCUGACCACAUUUAUUACGCCCUUCGGCAGGUUUAGGUUCACGCGUUUGCCGUUUGGCCUCAGUUCUGGUCCGGAAGUAUUCCAGAGGGCCAUGCAGCAUGUUUUGCAGAAGAGAGAUGGUGUUGCGUGCUUUAUCGAUGAUAUACUGAUAUGGGGUUCAAGCAAGGAAGAGCACGACAAACGAUUACGUCAGGUGAUGGAGCGGCUCAGGGUUUGCAAUGUUCGCUUGCAGCCAGAGAAGUGCAAGUUUCGCCAGUCUAGCAUUACAUACUAUGGACAUACCUUAACACAGAAAGGGGUGGCAGUCAGCAGGGACAGGCUUCGCGCUAUUACAGAGAUGAAACGGCCAGCCUCCAAGGAAGAGGUCAGGCGUCUGUUGGGCUUGGUCGCGUAUGUGCCGAAAUUUCUACCUCGACAUUCGCAGGAAUCAGCUCCUUUGCGCCAGUUGUUGAAAGAUGAGGCGGCAUGGCAAUGGACACCAGUUCAAGAAGAUGCCUGGAUGAAAAUAAAAGAAAUGGUAGUAGGAGCUCCCGUUCUGGCGUAUUAUAGGCAAAGAGAUCCCACGAUUGUAUCCUGUGAUCCAUCUUCUUUUGGAAUAGGUGCAGUGCUCCUGCAACUUCAAAGUGAUGGACGGCGCGCACCCAUUACGUACGUAUCUCGAGCUUUAUCGUCCACAGAACAGCGUUACUCUCAGAUUAAAAAGGAAUGCCUAGCCAUGACAUGGGCGUGUGAGAAGUUCCACUGUUAUUUAUUUGGCAGCGAGGAGCGGUUUGUCAUUGAAACAGAUCAUAAACCGCUUGUCUCAAUAAUGAAUGUUCAAAGCUUGGAUGAAUGCCCACCUAGGUUGAUGAGAAUGAAGCUUCGAUUGAUGCGCUACAGCUUUGAGGUGCAAUACGUUCCGGGAAAAUGUCUGGCGGUAGCAGAUGCUUUAUCAAGAGCACCAGUGGAUGACGAGGAUCCAAGAAUUGAGAAAGUGGUCCAGGAUCACGUCGCUAUAGUUACCGAAUGCUUGCCAGAGUCAGAUCUUCAGUUGCAGAAAAUGAGAGAAGCAACUCUGAGGGAUUCUCAACUAACUAUACUUCAUCGUGUCCUCCAGACAAGUUGGCGUACUCGCCACAAUUUGCAAAAAGAACUUCAACGCUUUUGGCCUUACCAGCAUCUGCUGACACAGGUGCAGGGAUUGAUUAUGCGAGGGACUCAGAUUGUCAUUCCUCGUAGUCUGCGCAAAGAGAUGUUGGCCAGGGCUCACGAGGGCCAUCAGGGUAUUGCUAAAACCAAAGCUCGUUUGCGUGAGACAAUGUGGUGGCCAGGCAUGUGCAAUAAGGUGGAGCAAAUGAUGGCAUGCUGUGACGUCUGUGGUUGUUACCGUCACCAGCAGCGAAAGGAACCUCUGAUUUCUACACCUUUACCACAGCUACCGUGGGAACGGGUGGCAGCGGAUCUCUUUGAACUGCAGGGCGACCAUUAUUUGUUAGUAGUUGACUACUACUCACGUUUUCCGGAAGUCAGAAAACUGUCAAGUAUGCGGGCCGUAAAUGUCAUCCAGGCCUUUAAAGGAAUUUUAAAGGAAUUUUCUCUUGUCAUGGAAUUCCGAUAG
This is a messenger RNA of Corticium candelabrum, 3234 nucleotides long. RefSeq lists its product as uncharacterized. Gene Ontology annotation, molecular function: nucleic acid binding. Bases 1 to 3234 code for a protein of 1077 amino acids. The record is from RefSeq and is a predicted model, not a curated record. NCBI's taxonomy places the organism in Eukaryota, Metazoa, Porifera, Homoscleromorpha, Homosclerophorida, Plakinidae. The transcript is spliced from 2 exons.